Oncorhynchus keta (chum salmon) is the source of this 5362-nucleotide messenger RNA. It is a transcript of the gene pamr1b, whose product is annotated as peptidase domain containing associated with muscle regeneration 1b. The record is from RefSeq and is a predicted model, not a curated record. The transcript is spliced from 11 exons. Gene Ontology annotation, biological process: proteolysis. Gene Ontology annotation, molecular function: serine-type endopeptidase activity. The coding region runs from base 1438 to 4530 and encodes 1030 amino acids. NCBI's taxonomy places the organism in Eukaryota, Metazoa, Chordata, Actinopteri, Salmoniformes, Salmonidae.
CACAGGCUACCUAAGUAUGGUUCUCAAUCAGAGACAACGAUUGACAGCUGCCUCUGAUUGGGAACCAUACCAGGCCAAAAGCAUAGUAGUGGAAAACAUAGAAAACAAAGCAUAGAAUGCCCACCCCAACUCACGCCCUGACAAUACUAAAAUAGAGACAUAGAAAAGGAGGAAAUCAGGAAAUGUUUUGUGUCAUUACAUACAGCCGGGAAGAACUAUUGAUAUUAGAGUUGUGGUAACUCACAAGAACUACCAGCAUUAUGACCAGGAAUACGACUUCCCUGGAACAGAUCCUUCCAGAGCAAUUUAACUUAUUCCAGAGACCGACCCAAAAUAUCGCCGGCGGAGGAGAGGCACCUGCUGGUUCGACUUAGGAGGCGCGCACACCACCCUUCGCUUCCGAGUAUAUUACUCGCUAAUGUUCAGUCUUUGGAUAACAAAGUUGAUGAGCUUAGAGCAAGGAUUUCUUUCCAGAGAGACAUCGGGGCCUGCAACAUACUUUAUUUAACGGAAACAUGACUCUUUCGAUACUCUACCGGAGUCGGUAAAGCCAGCAGGAUUCUCAGUACAUCGCGCAGACAGGAAUAAAUAUCUCUCCGGAAAGCAGAAGGGCGAAAGGGUUUGUUUAAUGAUUAACGACUCAUGGUGUAAUUCUAGAAACCUACCGGAACUCAAGUCCUUUUGUUCACCCGAUGUAGAAUACCUCACAAUUAAAUUCCAGCCAUAUUAUCUCCAAAGAUAAUUAUCCUCCAUUACCGCCACGGACAAUCAAACAAGCUGAACGUCAGUAUAGAGAUAAGGGUGAGUCAUAAUUCAAUGACUCAACAGCUACAGACAAUCACUGACUACAAAAGGAAAACCAGCUACGUCGCCGAGACCGACGUCUUGCUUCCGGACAGGCUAAACACAUUCUUGCACGCUUUGAGGAUAACACAGUGCCACCGGUAUGGCCGCUACCAUGGACUGUUGGCUCUCCUUCUCCGUGGCUGACGUGAGUAAAACAUUUAAACAUGUUAAGCUUUGCAAGGCUGCCGGCCCAGACAGCAUUCCUAGCCGCGUCCUCAGAGCAUGCGCAGACCAGCUAGCUGGUGUGUUUACAGGCAUAUUCAAUCUCUCCCUAUCCCAGUCUGCUGUCCCCACAUGCUUCAAGAUGGCCCCCAUUGUUCCUGUACCCAUGAAGGCAAAGGUUAAAUGAGCUUAAUGGCUUUUGCCCUAUAGCACUCACCUCUGUCAUCAUGAAGUGCAUUGAGAGACCAGUCAAGAAUCAUAUCUCUACCUUACCUGACACCCUAAACCCACUUCAAUUUUCUUACUGCCCCAAUAGAGCCACAGAUGAUGCAAGCGCCAUCAUUAAGCUUGAGGCCCUGGGUCUGAACCCCACCCUGUGCAACUGGGUCCUGGACUUCCUGAUGGUCCGCCCCCAGGUGGUGAAGGUUCAUGAUGCUGAGCCUUGAGUUCGACCACUCCUGUCGCUACGACUAUGUAGAGGUGCGUGAUGGUGACAGCAUCAACUCUCGUGUGAUUGGUCGGUUCUGUGGGAACGACAGGCCUACUCCAAUCCAGAGCUCCGGCAACUCCCUACAUGUCCUGUUUGUGUCCGAUGGCUAUAAGAACUUUGACGGCUUCUUUGCCAUCUUCCAGGAGAGCUCAGCAUGCAGCUCCUCCCCCUGUCUCCAUGAUGGAACCUGUAUCCUGGACACGUCCCACACCUACCACUGUGGCUGUCUGGCUGGCUACACUGGACAGAGGUGUGAGAAUGUUGUAGGUUGUCGGAGGCCCCCGGUACCUGUCCAUGGCACCACAGAGGGGGUAUUCCAUAACUCAGGGGCACAAGUCAUAUUCAGCUGUGACCCUGGGUUCGAGCUGAGGGGGGUCCGCACAGCCGUAUGCCUCCGGGAUGGCACCUGGAGCGCCCCUGCCCCCCAGUGUGUGCCCAUGGUGAAGUUCUGUGCCAUCCCAGCCAAGCCCAUCCAUGGAGACCACUUCAAGGUGUACGGUCCCAAUGACGUCAUCCUUGCCCUGCAGUAUCUGUGCUACCAGCCCUACAAGCUGAGCGGAACCCACCAGAGAACCUGUCUUCCCAACAACACCUGGAGCGGAACACCUCCCACCUGUGGCAAAGUGAAUAACACACUUGCUGAAUCAGGCAAAGAUACAGAAAAGAACAAAGACACGGAUGCAGAGAAAGACAAAGACACUGACACAGACACAAAUAAAGACAUUGAAAAACCCAAAGACAAAGGGAUAGACAAUACUACGGGUAUCAAGGAGGACGUGGCUGGUAAAGAGCCAGACACAGGCCUGAGGAACACGACAGUGGACAUUAGAGAUGGUAAAGAGAAAAACAUAGACAUUACUCGGGUGAAUAUCCCAGAAGGAAGCAAGGAUACAACGAGUGACAAAGAAAAAGAAACGGGGCUAGAGAAACCUACUGGAGGUAGCAAGGAUAAAGUGGACAGUAAAGAAACAGAUGACAUGUUAAACACAGUGGAGGGAGACAGAGAAAAUGACUUGGGGAAAACCACAGAGGACACAGAUGGCAGUCCAGAUACGGGGGGAGACACAGACGUGCUGCAGGAGAUAGGCAAGACUACAGAGAUUCCUGAGAUAGUGGUGGUGGUGGAAGAUAAAGGACAGGAGAAGAAAGAGCAACCGGGAGAUACAAGCAGUGGUCCAAACAUAGUUGAUCCUAACGACUUAAAACCACGGGGAGACACAUUUGCCAUAGAUUACACUGAGAUAAAACCACGGGGAGACACAUUUGCCAUAGAUUACACUGUUACAGACGUGUUCGGCACCAAUGACAUCGAGCAGGGUCUGAAUACAACAGUGUCUAAAGACGUUGUGAAGAGUAUUAUUCCAACUAGAAGUAACAACACACAGUUCACCCCAUAUUCAUCAGGAGGUCAGGAAACCAAAAUGGCUGUGGGAAAACCACGCAAAGACAUAGGAUCGACUAAAGACAUGGGAUCAACUAAAGAUUCAAGAGGAGCCAAAGACACAGCGGCAAGUACAAGCAAACCUGAAGGGGAAAAUGCAGGAAAAGAUUCAGAAAAGCCAACUAAAGAGUCUGAGGAUGAGAAGAGAGAGAACCAAAUCAUCAACGAGAAGCGCUGUCCUCCUCUCCCGCAGCUCUACCAUGGGUACCAGCAGGUGGUGCCAGGGAUGGUGCCAGAGACGGUGGAGUUCUUCUGUAACCACUCAUACGCUCUUAGUGGUGACGCCCGACGCUCCUGCCAGCCUGGCAGCUCCUGGGGGGGCGCUCAACCUCUUUGUGUGAGAGCCUGCAGAGAGCCCAAGGUCUCCGAGCUGGUCAGACAGAGAGUUCUGCCUCCACAGGCUCCAUUCAGGAAGACCCCUGUGCAUAAGCUCUACUCCUCCUCUGGGUUCAGGAGGCUCUUCCAGUCCGCCGGUCCCACCAAAGGUCCUCCAGUGCUAUCCCAGCUGCCCCAGGGCUUCCACCACCUCUACACUCACGUAACGUACGAGUGUGCCUCUCCCUUCUAUCACCACUCAGGCAGUGCUCGCCGCACCUGCCUCAAGACUGGCAAGUGGAGCGGGCGUCAUGUCUCCUGCUCGCCAGUAUGUGGGAAGCAUCCCACCUUUGACCCUCAGAGCCCAGCCGAGUCCCACUGGCCCUGGCUAGCCGCCAUCUACCGACGCUCCAACAACAUAGCAGGGACCAAGCUAGACAAGAAGGCCAGCCUGGACAAGACACUAAAUAUGGGGCCUGGAGCUGUACCAGGAGCAGGGGCUGGGUCCCAGGGGCAGGACGAUGCCUCAGGCUGGCAGCUGGUGUGUAGCGGGGCCCUGGUGAACCAGCGGAGUGUGGUGGUGGCAGCCCACUGUGUGACUGAGCUGGGGAAGAUGUACCCUCUUGAUGCAGCCAAGGUCAAGGUGGUGAUGGGAAAACACUACCGCAGUGACCUCCGGGAGACCAAGGGCCUGCAGCAUCUUAGGGUGGCCUCUAUCUCUGUCCACCACAACUACGACCCCCUGGUCUUGGACUCAGACUUGGCCGUGAUCAAGCUGCUGGACAAGGCUCGUAUCGGGGAGAAGGUCCUGCCCCUCUGUCUGCCUGACACCCAGGGGGAAGAGGCGACCUCCAGAAAGGGGCUGGUGAUGGGCUGGGCCCCCCUGCCGGACCCCCGGAUUGGGGAAGAGGAGAGGGCCAGGGUGGGUGUGCAGCACCUGGCUGACGUGGUGCCCUGCGAGCAGCAGUAUGCCCGUAAUGGCGUGCCUGUGAGCGUUACAGACAACAUGCUCUGCGGCCGCCAGCGACCCGACUAUGGCCCAUCUAACAUCUGUCCUGCGGACACAGGGGGUAUCCUGAUCCUUCCCGCUCAGACAGGCUCCACCCAGGACCCCUCUCUUGCCUCUCCAGGGGGGCGGGACAUGUCCAAAGGGGAGUGGCGGCUGCUGGGGUUGGUGAGUUUCGGGUAUGACCAGGGAGAGUGUGACCCAGACCUGUUUACUGUGUACACACAUGUGGCUAACUUCAAAGACUGGAUAGAGAGCCAUAUGAAGUGAGAUCACCAGGAUGUGACCCACCCUGUAUCUCUCUUUUCCUCCCUCCAACCAACUACACCUGCUUUUUUUGCCAAUCUCUCUCUUCAUCAUUAUUCCCCGUUCCUUUUAUUUGCCAAUGUCUUCUCCAUUCUGCCUUUCCCUCCUUUCUUCUCCCACCGUCCACCUUCUUGUCAAACACAGGCAGGGAGUGUGAUCAGUAAAGAGCAGAGCAAUACUGGACUGCACAGGGCGGUGCACUGAUGUUAGGGUGCCCAAACACAGCCUGAUCAGGUAGACCCUCCACUCUUCACAGUACUUCAGUGUUCAGGCUUUACCUUCAACUUGGUGCUACAGACUUGAAAACGACUUGAAAACCAGUUCCCUCUGGCCUCUGGGAAAACCUGGUUUUCAUUGUAUUCUUUGAUAUGUAUAUAUAUAUAUAUAUAAUGUAAUGUAUUAUUAUUAUUAUGGCUCUGCACAUGGCUCAAGUGAUGUACAUAUUGUAUAGAAGGACGGCAAAGCCAUGUUUUUAAUUAACGAUAUGUGGGUGUGUGUGAAGACACAGUGGUCUGAUUGGCGUUGAUCACGGAGAGUGGUUCUGUGAGCUUUAAUCCAGUAUUAAUUCAAGGAGACCCAUAUGAUUGUAAUAAAUAGAGAUGAAAGAGAGAACCUGGCGCUUGCUAUGCAAAUCAGCCAGCCGUUCAGCCAGGGCCAAUUCUCCAGCGAAAGCCUAUGAAUUAAUCCAGGUCAAAUAUCCACAAUGAAAGGCUUCAAUCGAACAGCAGCAACCUGAUAUUGUUUAGAACAGCUCCCUCUUACAUGACUACCCAGCUAAUAAAGUAUGUAUAAUGAA